AACAACAACAACAACAACGCUUGACCAUCCAUCGAAUGCUGCUUUCGUCCUUUUCAUAAAGCUUCUUUCUGUCUUCUUUCUAGGGUUUAUAGUUCUUCUUCACCUUCUCUUUCUCCACCAUUCAAAUUCCAAUUCCAUUUUCCUGGUAUUCUUUCUCUCUCUCUCAAGAAAACAUCAUCGUCCCAAUGAGUCGGCAGCCGGAAGUUCUUUGGGCACAAAGAUCGGAUAAGGUUUACUUGACCAUUUCUUUGCCUGAUGCAAAGAACAUCUCUGCUGAAAGCAAGCCUCAGGGGUUGUUCACUUUCUCUGCUACUGGGAAGCAGGGAGAGCCUUUCAGCUUCAGUUUAGAACUCUAUGGAUCUAUACUUCCUGAGAAAAGCAAAAUAAAUGUUGGAUUGAGAAACAUACUCUGCACCAUUCAGAAAGAUAAUAAAGGUUGGUGGAAGCGACUUUUAAAGUCAGAAGAAAAGCCUGCUCCAUAUAUAAAAGUUGAUUGGAAUAAGUGGUGUGAUGAAGAUGAUGAAGAGACCCUAGAUGACCAAUCCGGUGCUGAUGAUGAAGAUGAUGAUGAUGAUGAUAAUGAUGAUGAUGAUGAUGUGCAGGGAAACAACAAUGAUGAUGAAAGCAGCGAUGAAGAUGGAGGAUUGCUAUAUCUUCCUGAUCUAGAGAAAGCUAGAAGAAAUACUCACUGCUAGAGUGGCGGAAGAGAAGUCCAAAACUAAACAUUGGUAUGUCACAAGAGUGAAAGGUGUAUAUGUUCAGGCUAAUAAUACUCUUUACCUUAAUAUAUAUUCUAAAGCUGAUUUGCCAGGCCUAGUGGUGUUAUGGCACAAGUACCAUUACUUAUAUUGCUAACAAUAUGAUACUUGAGAUUGCUAUUUACUGUUAAA
This is a messenger RNA of Dioscorea cayenensis subsp. rotundata (Guinea yam), 890 nucleotides long. RefSeq names its product co-chaperone protein p23-2. NCBI's taxonomy places the organism in Eukaryota, Viridiplantae, Streptophyta, Magnoliopsida, Dioscoreales, Dioscoreaceae. The coding region runs from base 186 to 695 and encodes 169 amino acids. Gene Ontology annotation, molecular function: protein-folding chaperone binding; Hsp90 protein binding. The transcript has 6 exons. Gene Ontology annotation, biological process: chaperone-mediated protein complex assembly; protein folding. The record is from RefSeq and is a predicted model, not a curated record. Gene Ontology annotation, cellular component: nucleus; cytosol.